Messenger RNA from Carassius gibelio (silver crucian carp), 905 nucleotides. RefSeq lists its product as uncharacterized. Bases 1 to 633 code for a protein of 210 amino acids. NCBI's taxonomy places the organism in Eukaryota, Metazoa, Chordata, Actinopteri, Cypriniformes, Cyprinidae. The record is from RefSeq and is a predicted model, not a curated record. Gene Ontology annotation, molecular function: catalytic activity. The transcript has a single exon.
AUGUGUUUCCAGAUCCCUACUAUCACUACCACUCGCAAACCACACAUCACACAAUGUAGACAGCACAAUCUUAACAACCUGCACACUUUGCCUAUAUCUGCUAAAACACUACUUUCUUUUUCUAUUGGUCUCUGGAAUUGCCAGUCUGCUGUAAACAAAGUCGAUUUCAUUACUUCUAUUAUUAGUCAUUCAAAGCUUAAUCUCAUGGCCCUAACAGAGACCUGGAUCAAACCAGAGGACACUGCUACACCUGCAGCACUCUCCAAUAAUUUCUCAUUUUCCCACUCCCCACGUUUGACUGGAAGAGGUGGAGGUACUGGUCUGCUCAUCUCUAAUGAUUGGAAAUUUACUCCUUUACCAUAUUUGGGUAUCAACAGCUCCUUGGAAUCUCAUUCAGUUACUGUUACCUACCCUUUUAAAAUACAUUUUGUAGUUGUCUAUCGACCCCCAGGACCACUGGGUAACUUUUUGGAUGAAUUAGAUGUGUUGCUCUCAACCUUUUCUGAGGAUGGUACUCAAUUCAAUUCAAUUCAAUUCAAGUUUAUUUGUAUAGCGCUUUUUACAAAACAAAUCGUUACAAAGCAACUUUACUCCCCUAGUUAUGCUUGGAGAUUUCAACAUCCAUCUAGAUAAACCUCUGUUUGGUGAUUUCCACACUCUGCUUGCCUCUUUUGAUCUCAACCGAGUGUCAACUACUCCUACUCACAAAUCAGGCAACCGUCUGGACCUUAUUUAUACAUGACAUUGCUCUACUGAUCAUGUUCUGGUUACUCCACUGCACACGUCGGAUCACUUCCUCCUCACUCUUAACCUCAACAUGGUCCCUGACACAUCACUUACCCCUCCACAUGUCAUCUUUCGACGUAACCUAUGCAUACUUUCACCCUCCCGGCUAUCUGCAAUGG